GGAGUGCGUGGUAACGUCGCGAUGUCCAGCACGUCACUGACGGGCGUCGCGACGCUCCCAACAGCCAGUGGUUGCGGAAAAAGUGGCACAUGCAUCGGUUAAGUGGCCUUUUCGUUCUCUUCCUUUGCCCACAAUCGCGGCUAUGCAUCCUCGGUUGCGCAUCUUCGCGGUUUGCCAACAGCGUUUGCGCGACAUCGAUCUGCGAUAUUUCGCGGUCUCGCCCCUCGGUAAACGUCACCCCGUACCAGUUCGACACGGCGGAUGUUCCUCGGAGGACCCGCCGUUUGCGCCUAUAAUAUGGAACAUUGUUCUGCAGUUCUCGAUCGACGACGAGAUCGAGAAAUUCCUAAGACAAGAAAGCGAUGCGUAGCCUUGCUCGCAGGCUUCUAGUAUGGCUGGCAUUCGUACUGUCCCUCCUGGUGGCCGGUCGUUUGCUGUUCGGCCGCGAUUUUCGAUUGCCGACAACGACAAUCGUUUUUCAUGACGAUAGCAUCUCAAUACCGAAUAGCGGUCAUACGAAUUCGCAGCAAGAUUCUGGUCCGCCGGGACCGCCCGCUUAUGCAGCAGGCAUGUACAUGACGGGUCGGCAACCCCACAACGGAAGUGCUUGCAAGUGGUAUCACGGUUUACCGGAUGUUCUUUCUUAUCCACCGUCCAGGCUCACUUGGAGCCCCGAAAUCGGCGAGAGAAGCCCGUACAGAGUCCUACCAUUCGUGUUGCGCGGCUCCACCGAAGCGACAGACGGGUUGCCGCAAGUCACGCUAUCCACACAUGCCACUGCCGAUCAGGUUUACGGAAUCGUGGAGCUGGCCAGACGAUGGGAAGGACCGCUCAGCCUGGCGGUGUUCGCGCCAGGCCUCGAUGCCGGCCUCGCUGUCGCUCAACUUGAUCGGGCCUGUCGAUGCGAGCCUGCCAUGUACAAGGUUUCCGUCCACUUGGUGUUUCCGGCCGGUCGACCGCCCGCUCUAAGUGCGAUCAGUACUCGAGGCGAUUGCGCCGCCUCUGAUCUUCAGUGGCGACAGGCCGAUACCGAGAGGCGAAAGAUGAGCAUGACAUAUCCGAUCAACGUUGCCCGGAACGUGGCGAGAACGGCGGCAAACACGUCUCGUGUGCUGGUGUCGGACAUCGAGCUGCUGCCAAGCGCGCGGCUGGCUUCCGGUUUCAUGAACAUGGUACAUCAGAGACCGCCCAAGAUCGGCGUAAUCUUCGUCAUACCCGUUUUCGAGAUAGAAUCCAACGAACCGCCGCCGGCGACGAAGCACGAGCUUCUCGCCGCCUGCCGAGCCGGUUUAGCGAUAUAUUUUCAUAGGUUCCUCUGUCCGCACUGCCAGCGAUUUCCCGGAUUGACUAGGUGGAUGAUCAGGCCGGAUCCGGGCAGAGUUCGACCGUUGAUCAUCACCAAAAGGGAAUAUCCGCAUCACAGGUGGGAGCCGGUUUUCAUCGGCACGCGCGAGGAUCCGCUAUACACGGAAGAGAUGUCCUGGGAAGGAAAACAGGAUAAGAUGACCCAGAUGUUCGAGAUAUGUCUUCUGAAUUAUCGUCUAGUUGUGCUCGAUGGUGCCUUUUUAGUGCAUACUCCGGGAAUCAAGCGGAAAACGCACAAAAUUAUCGCGGCCACGCAGGAGUUCUUCCGGCCGCACGAAAGGCGAAAUGCCAGGAUCUAUCAACGCGUGACAAAACGUUUAAUCAAGCAAUAUCCGAUUAACCAUAGGUGCUCGCACUGAGAUUUUUAAAUAUAAACAUAAUUUUUCCUCUCCUGAAAAAAAAUAAAAAAAUAAAAAUAAAACAGGGCGAAACAGAGAGAGAUUACUUGACGCGCAAGCGGUGCCUGAUAUAUCUGUAUACGAACGAUAGGGGAAAUAUUUUUCGGCGACAUCGCGAGUUUUAAUUAGAUUUAUAGAAGAAUAUAUCAAUCGUUUUUCGAAUAUAUCACCGCGGAAAUAAAGAUUUUUAUACGGAAAGAAGUAAA
Molecule: messenger RNA, 1969 nt
Organism: Cataglyphis hispanica
Lineage: Eukaryota; Metazoa; Arthropoda; Insecta; Hymenoptera; Formicidae
Product: beta-1,4-glucuronyltransferase 1-like
Exons: 7
Coding region: 363-1724 (453 amino acids)
Source: RefSeq, a predicted model, not a curated record